AAGACCCAGACAUACCACACACAGCAUCACAACAAUGGGGGAAUCUAUGGAAAACAAUUUAGGUAAUUUCAUCAUUUCCCUCAACAGCGGGUGUCCCAAAGAACUGGGGGAGCUCAUUGAAAAAUCUAGUGGAGACGUCCGAAAAUUUGAUGAUACUGGAUUUACGCUGGCUCUUCAGAAUGGACUGGAAAACCUCAGACUGGAGAAGUCCCUGACAGAUGUAGAUCUGUGUGUUGGAACCAGUGUGUUCUCCUGCCAUCGCGUUGUACUGGCAGCAGCCAGCAAUUAUUUCAGGGCCAUGUUCUGCAAUGAUCUGAAGGAAAAAUACGAAGAAAAUAUUAUAAUAAAGGGAGUGGAUGCAGAAACCAUGGAGAUUAUUUUGGAUUAUGCGUACACAAGCAAAAUAGUGAUAACAAAGCAAAAUGUGCAAAAAAUAUUGGAGGCCGCCAGUCUUUUUCAAUUCAUGCGCAUGGUCGAUGCUUGCUCCAGUUUCCUCACCGAAGCACUUCAUCCGGAGAAUUGUGUUGGGAUUUUAAGACUAGCUGAUGCUCAUUGCCUGGAAUCUUUAAAACUGCAGGUUCAGAACUACAUAAUCCAGAACUUCUCCCAGGUUGUUAAUCAUGAGGAAUUUUUAGAACUACCAUUUGACAUUCUUUAUCACAUUCUAAGGAGUGAUGAGCUUUAUGUAACUGAAGAAUCACAAGUGUUUGAGACUGUCAUAAACUGGGUGUGUUAUAAGCAAUCUGAAAGAAUUUCACUUGUGCCCAAAAUUUUGGAAUGUGUUCGUCUUCCCUUACUGGACCCCUGGUAUCUUGUGGGUACAGUAGAAGCCAGUGCAUUGAUAAGGCAAUGCCCUGAUGUAUUCCCGUUACUGCAAGAAGCUCGAAUGUACUAUUUAACUGGAAAUGAGCUCAAACAGAUAAAUAUUCCGAAAUUUAGUCAACUGAACAGUAGUGUUGGGCUCGAUGUUCGAGUCGAAUGCGAGUUCAGCUCGAACAUUGGCAGGUCGUGUGUUCCGCGAACACACGAACUGUCAGGGUGUGGAAAAGAAACACAGAAUGACGUUUGGAAAUAUAACUCUUCCAUCAAUAAGUGGAUACAAAUAGAAUUUCUCAAUGUGGGCAGGUGGAGGCACAAGAUGGCAGCACUGUGUGGCAAAGUGUAUGCAAUAGGUGGCUUUGAUGGCAGCCAGAGAAUGUACAGUGUUGAGGCCUAUGAUCCUUUUCACAACUGCUGGACAGAGGUAAUUCCACUUGUGUUACAAUCAGCUGUGUUCCAGUACUCAUGUGUUAAAAAAAAAGGAUAUGCUUAUGGGAUAUGCUUAUAUAUGGGCUGUGCUCUGUGGCUGGAGGGUCAAACUUGGUCAUUAAGAAGUUUUGCAGAGAUUUGCUUAGAGAAUCUGUGGAGAUCUCUGGAAUCCAAUAAAUUAUGCUAUUCUGCUGGUCUGCAAAGCUAUGAACCUCUGACGUUAUGUAUGAGUUACCUGAUAACACAUUUUUGCUUUGUAGGUGGUGCAAUGAAAGCGCUGUAUUCAUACAGCCCUCUGGAAGAUACUUGGUGCCUGGUGACAAGUUUUAGCCAUGAAAGAGCAAGCUGUGGAAUAGCUGCAUGUUGUAAUAAAAUAUUCAUCACAGGUGGAAGAGAUGAGAGGAAUGAGGUCAUUGCCACUGUUUUGUGCUGGAACAUUGACAUAGGAAAACUGACUGAAGAAUGUGUCCUCCCCCGAGGAGUCUCCCAUCACAGCAGCGUUACAAUAAGGAAAUCCUAUACCCACAUCCGUAGGAUUGUCACUGGAGCUGUUUCCGUCUAA
Molecule: messenger RNA, 1810 nt
Organism: Nanorana parkeri
Lineage: Eukaryota; Metazoa; Chordata; Amphibia; Anura; Dicroglossidae
Gene: KLHL6
Product: kelch like family member 6
Exons: 7
Coding region: 35-1810 (591 amino acids)
Biological process (GO): germinal center formation; B cell receptor signaling pathway
Molecular function (GO): protein binding
Source: RefSeq, a predicted model, not a curated record